GGGCGGUCCAAUAGUAGGCCUGGCAUUAACGUUUGGUUGUGAUGGUAAGACAUGGAUGAGAUUUUACUUUGCAACAGUGAAGACGAGACGCUAAGCGAGACACGCCACACCUUUUUGACAACUUUACUUGGGUUACUUAUAAGCGUCCGGAUACUUUCUUAACGAUUCGCCGUUACGUGGAAUAACUCUGCAGGUUUCCCCACGUGUGGGAUGGCUUUUGAAGAUCCUUGAAUUUCUGUUAAGUGAGCAAAAUUAGUAUUUUUCACGGCAUAUUUCAACAUUGUAAAAGGAACUAUCAGAAAUGGAUCAACAGGCAAGUGGAGGAGAAGAUCCAAAUAAGCCUUCCAAAAAGAAAUCAAACGAGGAUGAGAGUAAAAACAAGAAGCUGAACAUACAUAUAAAAACAUUGGCUGACGACAUGCGUGACAGAAUUACAAGUUUCCGAAAGCAAGGCACGAAGAAGGAGAAGCCGGUUAUCCAACACCCAACUGACCCUAACGCCACCCAGGCAGAGCUGCCUGUGCCCCAGCCACUCUUUGAUGAGCGCUCCUUGAACCUCUCCGAAAAAGAGAUUGUUGACCUCUUUGAGAAGAUGAUGGAGGAUAUGAACCUAAAUGAGGACCGCAAGGCCCCCCUGCGUGGGAAGGACCUGAGCACCAAGCGAGAGAUGGUGGUCCAGUACAUCUCUGCCACAGCCAAAUCUAUAACUGGGAGCAAAGUUACGGGUGGGCUAAGGAACAGCAAGCAUGAGUGUACGCUGUCGUCACAGGAAUACGUACAUGAGCUGCGCUCCGGAAUCGCUGAGGAGAAGCUCCUCAACUGCCUGGAGUCUCUGCGUGUCUCCCUGACCAGCAACCCCGUCAGCUGGGUGAAUAACUUCGGCCACGAGGGUCUCGGCCUGCUCCUGGACGCCUUGGAGAAGCUUCUCGACAAGAAACAACAAGAGAGCAUUGACAAGAAGAACCAACACAAACUCAUCCAGUGUCUCAAAGCCUUUAUGAACAAUAAGUAUGGCCUGCAAAAGAUACUUGGCGACGAGCGAAGCCUCCUUCUUCUGGCAAGGGCCAUCGAUCCCAAGCAGCCGAAUAUGAUGACGGAGAUUGUGAAGAUUCUGUCAGCUGUCUGUAUUAUUGGAGAGGAGAACAUCCUGGAUAAGAUCCUGGCAGCCAUGACCAUCGCAGCCGAGAGGAAUAACAAGGAGCGAUUUGCUCAGAUCGUAGAGGGGCUGGAGAACCACGACGCCCAGCAGCUUCAGGCGGCCUGCAUGCAGCUGAUCAACGCCCUGGUCACCUCCCCGGAUGACCUGGACUUCAGGAUACAUCUGCGGAAUGAGCUCCUGCGCUGCGGCUUGAAGAAGAUCCUGCCCGAGCUGAAAGAGACAGAAGAGUUGGACAUACAGUUGAAGGUGUUCAAUGAGAACAAGGAGGAGGACUCUAUUGAGCUGUCUCACCGGCUCGAUGACAUCCGUGCCGAGAUGGAUGACAUGGGUGAGGUAUACCAUCUUCUGUCCAACAUGGUGAAAGACACAACCUCUGAGCCUUACUUCCUGUCAGUUCUCCAGCACCUGCUGCUCAUUAGGAAUGACUACUACAUCAGGCCUCAGUACUACAAGGUGAUCGAGGAGUGCGUGUCCCAGAUUGUGCUACACCGGAGUGGGAUGGACCCGGACUUUGGCUACCGGGAGAGGCUGGAUGUAGACUUCACUGUCCUUAUCGACCAAUGCGUGGAUAAGGCCAAGGUUGAGGAGAGUGAACAGAGAGCAACUGAAUUCUCCAAAAAGUUCGACGAGGAGUUCAGCGCACGACAGGAGGCGCAGGCCGAGCUGCAGAAACAGGAGGAGAAAAUCAAAGAGCUUGAGGUACAGAUCAGUACCCUGCGGAGCCAGUUAACAAUUGAGAGAGACAAGCUCAGAGAUGCAGAGAAGCGUAUCUGCGAGAGUGCCAGCAAGGUGGCUGCUGGUCCUGGGUUGCCUGCUCCACCACCACCCCCUCCACCCCCACCUCCACCUGGGGCAGGGCCGCCUCCACCCCCUCCCUGUCCAGCGAUGAUGCCGCCGCCUCCGCCUCCGCCCGGCUGCGGUCCUCCUCCACCGCCCCCUCCGCCCGGCUGCGGUCCUCCUCCACCGCCCCCUCCGCCUGGCGGAGGUCCUCCGCUUCCUCCUCCCUUCCCUGGGGCGGUGGCUGUCCCCCCACCUCCACCUGUGAUCAAACUGCCUUAUGGCCUGGAGCCAAAAAAGACCUACAAACCUGACGCGGUCAUGAAGAGGGUCAACUGGUCGAAGAUAGUGCCUCAGGAGAUGGCAGAGAAUUGCUUUUGGAUCAAAGUCAAAGAGGAGAAGUUUGAGAACCCGGACCUGUUCGCCCAGCUCUCGCUCUUCUUCUCGUCCAAGUCCAGAGUGAAAAAGGACGUGGAGGAAACAGAUGACAGAAUGACACAAUUUAAGAAAAAAGCGAAAGAGCUGCGAAUCCUAGACGCCAAGACAGCCCAGAAUCUGUCAAUUUUCCUCGGAUCAUUCCGGCUGCGUUAUGAAGAGAUCCGGGACAUCGUGCUGGAGGUGGAUGAGGAACGGCUGAGCGAGGCACUGAUCCAGAAUCUGAUCAAGAACCUCCCUGAACAGAAGGAGCUGAGUGCUCUGGCUGAACUGAAGGGCGAGUAUGAGGAGCUGUGCGAGUCUGAGCGGUUUGGCAUUGUGAUGAGCUCAGUGAAGCUGCUACGCCCCCGUCUGAACGGCAUCCUCUUCAAGCUGACGUUCGAGGAGCAGGUGAACAACAUCCGGCCGGACAUCAUGAACGUCACCUUCGCGUGUGAGGAGGUGAAGAAGAGCGAGGGCUUCACCAAGCUGCUGGAGCUGAUCCUGCUGGUGGGGAACUACAUGAACGCCGGCUCCAGAAACGCCCAGACCUUCGGCUUCAACAUCAGCUUCCUCUGCAAGCUUCGGGAUACGAAGUCGAUGGACCAGAAUACAACACUUCUGCACUUCCUGGCUGAGAAGUGUGAGGAGAAGUAUCCCGAGAUCCUGAAGUUCCCUGAUGAGCUGCAGCAUGUAGAGAACGCCAGCAAAAUGUCUGCCCAGAUCCUCAAAGCCAGUUUGGACACGAUGGAGCGUCACAUCCAGAGGCUGGAGAAUGACAUCCAGAACUUCCCCAAGACUGAGGACAAACAGGAUAAGUUUGUGGAAAAAAUGUCCGGCUUCUCCAAGUACUCCCGCGAGCAGUACGAGAAGCUCUCUACCAUGCACAAGAACAUGCAGAAGCUCUACGAGAGUCUGGGGAGCUACUUCGCCUUCGACCCCCACACCAUCAGCAUCGAGGACUUUUUCGGGGACCUGGCCAACUUCCGCACCCUCUUCAUGGACGCCAUGAAGGAAAAUCACAAAAAGAGGGAGAUGGAGGAGAAAGUGAAAAGGGCCAAGAUGGCAAAGGAGAAAGCCGAGCGUGAAAAGCAGGAGCGUCAGCAGAAGAAGAAGCAGCUGAUCGACAUGAACAAAGAAGGAGAUGAGACAGGUGUGAUGGACAGCCUGAUGGAGGCGCUGCAGUCUGGCGCGGCCUUCCGUGACCGCAGGAAACGAACCCCACGCACUGGUGAUCAAAGUCCUUCCUGUGCAGCCGCUCGGUGGCCAGGCGCUAAUCAUGACAACCGUCGCACCGGUUUGGAAAGGUCCCGAUCACGCCACAACCCAAGCCCCAUGUUCCGGUGAUGGCUGGCCAGCAGCGCCCCUUAGCCACGUGCCAAAGACCCACAAGCGGGGACGCUGACAAGGCUGGGAAACAGGAACGGUGCAGCACUGCACGUUCCCUCUGGCAUGGCCUGGUCCCAACCCUGCAACACACACACUAACCCACACACACACCCACAUACAAACACACACCCGCACACACCACACCUCAGACACAAAGACAGCAACUCUACACUGCUUCACAGGAUAACUGCGAUUACAAUGCCUUACAUACGAAAUCUUAGUCCCUAUCGCUUACUGUACAAAGGGCCUGUUUAACAUUUGAAUUGCCUUGGAAGGGUAUUUACAUAUUUUUUUUUAGGUUUUUUUUUUUAAACAUAUCAUGAUUUUUGCUGGUUUUAUUUUCACGUUCAUGCUUAUCGCAGCGUAAAGCUCUCCGGUUCUGGCUUCCUCCGUACUCCGUUCCAGGAAUGUUUGAAUAUGUUUAAUCAGAUGCAUUUUGGUCUCGUGCAAUUGGCUUCUUGACAAACACAGACCAUCCUGUUGUCUUGUUGAAUAACAGCCAGCUCUGCCUGAGAGGGCCGCGUGGCCGCGUAUGCAUAUUAGUCGCUGCCACCGAUUGAACUGAACCUGGGUUUGAUUGAUUCGCACCCUGUUUUUCAGUCCACAAUUGGACCUCGAGUAUAUAAUCUCUCACGCAGUACAGAAGCGCCUGUCCUGCAUUAUUAUCCGUGUCGGCUCCAUCACGCUUUCACAACACAAUAUGUAGCGGCGAGCCAAAAUGCAGACUUCUGUUAGCAUCCUUGCUAUAUGUGUAUGCCUUGUGGGAAGAUAUUAGUCAUGUGUAUUUCAGCUGCCUCAAGAUACCUGGAGUGGUUUAAAAGAUAAAAGUGCGUUAUCUAAUCUAAACACUUCAAGCCUAUCUUUCACACGCGUCACAAGUUGGCUAGCUGUUGUGUGCAACACCUAGGAAUCGAAGACACAGGCCUUUGUAUCCGGAAAGAAGUGAAUAUUGCAUUUCUUUAUCCUGUAAAAUCUAUCCCGGAUUUCCUCGUGCUUUCUUCCUGGUGAGGCCGGGUCCUCUGUUGUGCAGCUGGGAGCGUUCUCAAGAGGAACGUCAGGGCAUGUUGUUCAUACCAUCCACCAUCAGCUGCACUUAUGACCUGUCCCCUCCGAAUGUUUUACCAUAACCCUCUGUAUCCUCCCUGCUAUAGCUAAAAAGGAAAACAAGGUCACAAUGACAAUGAGGAAAAAGAAGAGUCAGAUUUGGUUCGUUGCGGACCUUUUCAUUAUCUAAAAACCUGUUUCUCCCUUUUCAUGCUGCCUAAAAGUAUUUACCCACAGUGUAACGUGUGAUGACUAGAGCAUCGCCUUGCCCUUGCUUGAGUCCAGCACAAAGGCAGGAGCGCAGUAAUGACAGAAGAGCUGCAGAACUACCCCGUAGCGGCACGUUUUCUUGGCCGCAUCCACGAGAAAAGCGUUGUUAGAAUCCCUGGCCUGGCACUUGCGUUUGCGUCAUGAGUAAUGCCUCGCCGUAACGCACGCACACGUGUGUGUGUGUGUGUGUGUGUGUGUGUGUGUGUGUGUGUGUGUGUGUGUGUGUGUGUGUGUGUGUGUGUUUGUAUUUUCUGUAACACUUAGGGUGAAUGCAUAGAAAUGCAUAGAAAUCACAUGCCAUCAGGACAGUCAUGCAUCAGUAGCUCUGCUUUCUGCUGGAUGACUGGACCAGCAGCCCAGUUCGUCGUCGGCCAAAAUGUCAGAAUGUAACGGCGAGGGUUCUUCCGGAACGCCGUGACGUCGCCCCUCCCCCCAGGUCCUGCCGACUUCCGUUGCCACGCGGGACCCAGAGGUCGGCAAUCAGCGUGGUCUCAGUUUUUUUCAAAGGAAACGGCAACGGGUGAGACUUCCCUCCACGCGGCGUGUCAUCUUCACAAAACCCCGGUGCCGAGGGAGGUGCUGCGUAGCUCAAGGCAUUGAUUUGCUUUUCUAAUUAAAACUGCCCUUUGACUGUCUUCCAGCCUCACACAAUGGAACCUGCUCUCUGCACUCUGAGUUCCCAAUGACUGCUAUUUAAAACUCAUGUUAAUGGUAAUUACAGCAUCCAACCUGUCAGUGUGCGCCUCUGUAACAUGUAUUUUCAUAGUUCACUCUGCUCAACUCCUAUUGCAAUUACAUACUCUAUUUCUCAGAAUUAGUCGGCAGCACAGAGUUUGCGCCUCACUUGUUUCAAGAACAGUUGAUACAGUAUUUGACUUAAAAUUCAUCAUGCGUCAUUAAACCAUCAAAAAAUGUUUGGUGUGGAAUAUACUUUAAUAAAUGUGCCAUUUUUAAAAAUUAUUUUAAUCAAAGGAAUUACAAAAAAGGAUCACAUGAUAAGUUGAAACUGACCUGUUAGUCACACUAAUAUUGUGAAAUUUUAAGUGAUUGUUGCUUAUUGUAACUGAUGUUAGUGUAUUUUUAAAGAAAGAACACAGCAAAAUGCAUUUUAGCAUUUUCAGCAUUUCGACCCGGCAAUGUUCCUCAGCUGCUGUUUUGUGAUCUGGUCAUUUCUACACAGUUAUGAAAUGCUCAAAGACGAAUCCACUAGCACACAAUUUGUAAUAGAGAUCAAUGUUUCUUUUAAUGUGAAUGCUUUUAUUUGAUGCAUUUGAUGAUCUGCCCUGCCCUGUGAUUGUUGUAUUAGGCUAACAUUGUGUAUGUGUGAUGUGCAUUGAAUUAGAAUAUUUUAGCAGUUAUGUUACAGGUUAGAAUCUGUAUGUGACUGCCAAAUGCAGUCAGUAGUAUUGUUAAGCCCCAUUAAUGUUAUAUACAAGAAAAUCCAUAUAAAUAUAUGCCAUGUCUGUUCUUUACUCAGUUUUUACCUGAUAAUUUCAAACACAAAACAAAUAAACAACAAAAAACACUGAAAAGAAUGAAAAUAGAAGGAUGUAGGAUUCUGAUCGGUGUGCAAAAUCUCCCCAGUUUGGUCGCUGUUCUUCAAAGUCAGCCCUGUCCAACUUGGCCAGUAGUGAUUGUAUGAUGGUGCACUUUAAUUCCCUGCAUUCUGUCCUGGAGCAGGUUGUUCUCGUUGUCACCUGUGAAUGUUUCAUUGCCAAAGUGAAACAGACUCAGGCUGACUGUCUCUCAGUUCUCCUUACAACCGGUGGAGGAAACUGGAGAACUAGAUGAAACGAAAUGGCAAAGAAGCACCUCACAGGGCUCAGGACGUUGGACUAAGUUGCCCCGCCUGUAUAAUCCUUUGUCAUCAUUUCAGUUUUCCUUUAUUGACAAAAUUUAUAUUUGUAACAGCUUUUUAAGUUUUUUUUUUUUUUUCUGUGACUAUAAAAGAGUGCAAAUGCUCAUGCACACUCGUCCUGGGUUGAGUUAUAUAACACAAUAGCAUACUAAAUAAUAACACAUUUCUUACAGAAACAGAUGGCUGGAGUGUGUGUAUGUGUUCUUAACCACUUAAACUGUGCUGUUUCUGUUCAUUUCACAGACCAUACUGUGACCUAUAAAUGCUUCAUAAAUGAUUGGAAAAGCA
This is a messenger RNA of Electrophorus electricus (electric eel), 7199 nucleotides long. The record is from RefSeq and is a predicted model, not a curated record. NCBI's taxonomy places the organism in Eukaryota, Metazoa, Chordata, Actinopteri, Gymnotiformes, Gymnotidae.